Lathyrus sativus (Indian pea) is the source of this 132-nucleotide messenger RNA. Lineage: Eukaryota; Viridiplantae; Streptophyta; Magnoliopsida; Fabales; Fabaceae. The record is from the annotation of a GenBank genome assembly.
AUGGAGCUUCACAACACUUUGUCUAGCUUUACCAUAAUGGCAUCCUUUCUCUUCCUCUUGCUACUAUUCAAAAUAGUCCAAAGAUGGAAUAAUUCAAAAAAUUCUUACCCUAAUUUACCUCCAGGACCAUGA